AUGGACCCUCCCAGGGGUGGCAGCGGCCCCAUGGACCCUCCCAGAGGUCCUACAGGUCUGGCGAUCGCAGGGGCCCUCCCAGGAACUGGAGCGCCACCAGGGACUCUCCCAGAGCGGCGGCGCCCACAGGGACCUUCCCAAGGGCGAUGGCCCCCCGUUACCCUCCCAGGGGAGGCGCGCUCUCAGGGUCCAUCACAGGGACGGAGGCACCCCAGGGACCCUCCCAGGGGCGGCGGUGCUCCCAGGGACUUUCGCAGAGACCCUCCCAAGGGCAGCAACGCCCCCAGGGACCUUCCAAGGGACGGUGGCGCGCCCAGGGACCAUAUCAAGAGCGGCGGCGCCCCCAGUGGCUCUCUCAGGGACGGCCACGCCCCAAAGAGCCCCCCAGGGGUGGUGGCAACCCCAGAGGCCCUCCCAGUGGUGGUGGCGUUCCCAAGGUCCCACUCAGGGGCGGCAGUGCGCCCAGGGGCUCUCCCAGGGGUUGUGGCGCCACCAUGGGCCCACUCAAAGGCGGCGGCGCCCCCAGGGACCUUCCCAGAGGCGGUUGUGCCCCCAAGGACACUCCCAGGGACAGCUGCGCUCCAAGGGACCUUUGUAGCGACGGUAACCCCCUCAGGGAACCUCACUUCAAAAUGCCCAUGA
Homarus americanus (American lobster) is the source of this 642-nucleotide messenger RNA. RefSeq names its product basic salivary proline-rich protein 4-like. The transcript is spliced from 2 exons. The coding region runs from base 1 to 642 and encodes 213 amino acids. Lineage: Eukaryota; Metazoa; Arthropoda; Malacostraca; Decapoda; Nephropidae. The record is from RefSeq and is a predicted model, not a curated record.